Messenger RNA from Bacidia gigantensis, 2073 nucleotides. RefSeq lists its product as uncharacterized. Gene Ontology annotation, cellular component: exon-exon junction complex. Gene Ontology annotation, molecular function: mRNA binding. The transcript is spliced from 2 exons. The record is from RefSeq and is a predicted model, not a curated record. NCBI's taxonomy places the organism in Eukaryota, Fungi, Ascomycota, Lecanoromycetes, Lecanorales, Ramalinaceae. Bases 1 to 2073 code for a protein of 690 amino acids. Gene Ontology annotation, biological process: mRNA processing.
AUGGGAGCUCCGCGAAGGAAACCACUUAUCAAGAGUAGGAGGGUGGUGGAGGACGAAGGAGAAGAGGAGGAGGGUUCCGCAGCAGCAGCUGUAGAGGAAGACUCGCUGAGUGAGGGCUCGAUAAUCAGCGAUGCCGACGACGAUGCAGACGGAGAGGGAAGUGACGAAAGUGAGCUAGACGCAUCUCGAGAGGAAGUCAUAAGGCCUACCCCGUUACAGAAUGGCCAUCAUGAGAAAAGCGAGCAGGUGGCCCCUGAGCAGGCACCAGAUGCGACAGGUACGGCGCUUUUGAACACUUCGAAAGAUACUGAGGCCAUGAUGAAUGGUCUCAAGAUAUCCGAUAAUGCAGAGACUGAGGGUGUAGAUUUUGAUGAUUUGGCACAGCAUCAACGUGAAGAAUCAGGUAUCUCCCAUCAAGAGAGUGCGAUCGACAGGAGACGGAGAGAACACGAGGAGUACAGAAAGAAGAGAGAUGCAGAUCCUGCGUUUGUGCCUAACCGUGGUGGAUUCUUCAUGCAUGAUCAUCGAUCAGCCGGACCUGGGCAAAAUGGCUUUCGACCAUUCGGUAGGGGGCAAAUGAGAGGGCGUGGAGCAUUUCGAGGUCCUUUCCAAGAAUCCAGAGUUACCCAAUACUCAGGACCAGCUGAUGCCCCUUGGGCCCACGACUUGCAUGAUAGUGUCACAAAACCUGACACAACACAGUCAAAUAUACAAUCCGCAGGCCCAGACAAGGCUUCGAAUACUUCGUAUGGGCAGUUGACUGCAGCAUCGCCCGGCCCUUCAGGACCUCCCAACCGCACAUUCUCCACAACGACUCGACUCGGCGAAGUGCAGGUGAGAAUCCUGCUGCAAGGCAUGUCAGAAUCAAAAAUUAUAUCCGGUGUGUCAAGAAAUUCCCACACGCGUCUUCCACAACACCGCCCGCCAUUGCGACGUGAUAAGCCAGUACGUGUAUCGAUACCACAUAUGCAGAUAAAGUUCAUCUUUCCUGCCAUGGAUCGAUCUUUCAUCUUCAUCCCAAGAGCACUCAGGCCUCAUCAACAAGGAUUUGGAAGGCCACGUGCAAGGGGCAGUUUUGGACCUGGUAUAAUCGGUUUCGACCCUCUAUCAAGUAAAAGGACAAGUGCGUAUGGUGGCAGUGCCUACUCACCAAGCAUAGCGCUCAGUCGAAGAUCAUCUCUCGCUCGAGAAGUAUCGUUCCCCGGCAUGACUCCUCCGAAUCCACUUAAUCUGCCUCAGCAAAGUACAAUGAUCUUGGAUGCUAGCAAGCCUGUUGUACGGUUGCCACCUGCUUCUGAGCAGCAACAGCAGGUAGCAGGUGGCUCCCCGUCCGUCACUUUGCCGCAACUUCCAGCACACCUGGAACAACAGAGACCAGCAUUCCAGGAGAAUCGAACAGAAGACCUCCCAAUGCACCAUCCGAAACCCGAAAGAUCCCUUCAAGUUGCUGGUAUCGAGUCCCCAGCUGUGAUGGAGUUUAAUCCACCUGCUGUACAGCAGCAACCGUUCCAUCAGCAAAUGCCGAUGCAGAUGGCACCUCAAGCUAUGCCUAUGGGUGCGCUGCAGCCUCAACACUCAAGACAUCCAUCACAUCCAAGUCAUACCUCUGGUGGAACGCCUUUGCCUCAGAUACCGGAAGCUGCAAUUCAUGCCCAGCCAUUCCAGCCCUAUCCAUUCGCACCUCCGCAGCACUUCUAUCCUCAGCCGUACCAGCCUCAGAUGUAUUAUUAUCCACCGUCAGAACAGGGCGGUGGAUCUCCCGCCGCAGCUCCACCCUUUGUUCCGGGUCAACAAUAUUUCUACCCAAUGCCUAUGAUGCCGCCGCCACCGCCGCCGCCGCCACCGCCUCAGGCAUCGCAACAAACGGAGCCGGUCCCACAAUCUGGCACUGUUGCUCACGAGGCCGGAGGUAUGGUCUACUACUACGACCCUUCAGAGCUUGCUGCCUCUACAGAGGCCUCUGCCGGAUAUUCAACGAUGUAUGUUACGGCCCCGCCAGCAACUACGAUGGAGGGCGUGAUGCCCCCACCUUUUUACCCACCGCCUCAGGCAUUCUACCCACCUCAGCAAUAA